Messenger RNA from Microthlaspi erraticum, 1254 nucleotides. The record is from the annotation of a GenBank genome assembly. NCBI's taxonomy places the organism in Eukaryota, Viridiplantae, Streptophyta, Magnoliopsida, Brassicales, Brassicaceae.
AUGAGAAUUGAAGAUACUAGCUAUGGCAAUAGCAAACAUCUUGGAUCAAUCUACAACCGCCUACAAGCCCUUGAAGGAUCAUCUCAUGCCAAUUACAAGAGAGAGAGGAGUCCAACACCCAACCACCCUCCCUUUUAUUGCAAUGCCAUCACAAGAAGAAGCACUACUCAAGUCCAUGAGGACAAUGAAGAAGAAGAAAGAGAGUAUGAGGAACAAUUGAAUGAUGAAGAUGAAGAGCAGAGCAUCGACAUCAAUGCUUCCCCAAAACAGAGCAUGGAUACACCAAGCCCUAGAGACCCUCGUUUCUCACCAAGAAGUCAAGCUUCUACACUUCCAAGAUUGGAAGCAAUGCAAAGACCAUCACCACCUACUGAAGAAGAAGAUACUUGGCAGUAUGAUCCCAUUGAUCCCAACAAGAUAAGCCCCAUGAAGCUUAAAGAGUUCAAUGCUAAGGUGAAAUCACUUCCAUUCUAUGUCACUUUUGAAGAAGCUUGGGAUAAACAUGGUCUAGUGGAGUUCUUUUUCACAACUAGUGAAAACAAAGAAGAGAUACACCAACUUUCAGGAAGGCUCGAUUUCCCAUUGCCCCUCAUGGAGUCAAUCAACCACCAUCACCACCAUCAUCACCACCACCUCAGUGCUUGGCGCCACUACCCAUUCACCCCUUUCUUCCACAACUGCAAGGAGACACCUGAGGACAUAAAAGAGCUUUUUGAGAAAGCUAAAGUUCAGCCAACCUUCAAGACCCUCUACAAGAUUGAAGACCCAGGUCAAUUCUCUAUUCCCUGUCAAGUAAAUGGUCAUUACUUUGAUAGAACACUAUGCGAUUCUGGCUCUUGCAUAAACCUCAUGCCAACCCAAACCGCCAAACUCCUUGGCAUCACACGCUUGCAACCUGCUCAAAUUAGUAUUGGACUUGCUAACCAUACUAUAGCCAAGCCAAGAGGAGUUGUUGUUGAUGUUCUUCUAGAGAUUGGAGAUAUCAAGAUCCCGGUGGACUUUCAUGUCAUAAACAUUCAAGGAGGAUGUGACACACCAUUGAUACUAGGCCGACCCUUUUUGGCCACUGCUGGAGCUGUCAUGGACCUUCCAAACCGGCGAAUGACCAUACCAUUCAUCACACCAAACAAGCUGUCUUACCUCAUCACUGCCCAAGGCCGCCCAAGAGAGCCACCAGACCACACUCAAGGUCACAAUGAGACAAGAACUAAAAGACUAUGUCUCAGGCCGUGCCCUUACCCCAUCUCCAACUAA